Atta colombica is the source of this 8119-nucleotide messenger RNA. RefSeq lists its product as uncharacterized. The transcript has 22 exons. Lineage: Eukaryota; Metazoa; Arthropoda; Insecta; Hymenoptera; Formicidae. The record is from RefSeq and is a predicted model, not a curated record. Gene Ontology annotation, biological process: intracellular signal transduction. Gene Ontology annotation, cellular component: cytoplasm. Bases 17 to 6499 code for a protein of 2160 amino acids. Gene Ontology annotation, molecular function: guanyl-nucleotide exchange factor activity; protein binding.
AGGUGCACAGGAUAGAAUGAAUCGUCGGGAGGACCCGCUGUUACGGCAGCAUCGCAGCCGUUUGCUGCAAUUGGCCGAGGCGACAAACAUCAAGCCUGGCCGUGGCAGCGGGAAGAGACGCGGACAGAGACAGUCGCAUGGUUUCGGGCCCAGUAAUGGCGGACCAAGCCGCGUGACGCUCCAGGACAUUGUCAGAAACGAUCCUGGAUACACGCCGAACAUCGAGCACUUAGUGUUUCCGGAGCGCAAGAGCAGCAAUCCGAAUUUGGCGGGUGUUAUCGAUGGCUCGCCGCCAAAUAAAUCCAAGUCAAAUGCGAGCUCAGGAAGAUCCAGACUCGCCGAGGUCUUCGCUCGGCAUUACGCAAGAGGAUCCUCGCAAGACUCCGUUACGUCCAGAAAAAAUCACGUAAAUAGCACGUCGUUGGAUAGUGGGAGCACGAUAGGUCAUCAGCCGGGGCCCGGCGGGCCCACGGUGGUGACGCGGAAUACCGGACGCCGCUGGCUCUCGCAGAACUCGCAAUCCUCGAGACAGCACUCGACCGAGGAUGGGGUACGUGGGGGUAAUGUGGGCGUCGGAGGGCCCAUUUCGACCUUGUCCUCGAGCCAAACCUCCGGUCAGGCUGUGCCUCCCGCCCUGCCGCCGCGCAGAGUCAGUCCAGCCGCGGAUACAAGCGAGAUCACUAACGCGGGUCCUAUCCCGCGUGUCGACAGGGGCCCUAAUGUAUCGAUCCUCCAUCUCCGUAACGCGUCAGCGGACCCUUGGGAAGUUGGCUCUCAAGGCUCCUCGUACAGCAUCAGCAGCAACAAGAGUCAGACAGCGAGCGGCAGAGGGAAAUCCAGCGGGAAUGCGCGUGGAUCCUACAACCGCGGUAGUUCAAUACCAUCCCUAAAACGUCACGAUACAUCUACGUCGACCACAUCGACGUCGAGCCAUAAGCAUCGCCAAGAUAGCCACGGCCAGGUCUCCGCCAGUUCUCGUCGACGUGAUGCCAUAAACUCCUUCUUGUCGGGCAACAGCGGCACUUCCGGCGAGCUGUUUAUCAGCGGCAAUUGCAGUCGCGAGCUCUCGCCUGUGCGAUGGUGCGAUCGCGAGGUUGAUGGCGUUUACUUGGGCCGUUCCGGCUGGGUGCAGGUACAGCAGCGGUCUCUCGACGAAAAUCGUCGUGCAAACUAUGAGAGCAACUUGGUAAACGCGGCCACUGGUACUUUACCGUUGUCACGACGAGCGGCGGUCAAAUUAGCGGACUAUCAUUGCAACAGCGAGCCGGGCAAGUGUCCGCAAGACUUCACCAGAGGAUUAGACUCACAGCGACCUGAUUUUCUCGCGCUGCACAGCCAGGAUUUCGACUCCAUCACUACCAGUGCCUGUACGUCGCCGCACAGCAUCCCGGAAUCCUUCUCUCCACCAUCGAUUACGCCGAUUAUAUCGCCGCCACCGGCGUUCCAAGACGCUGUUGCCGGCAGAAAAUCUUCUAGACAUUCGUCUUCCUCCGCCGUGCGCGGCAAUUAUGGCAGCAAGGCCCCUUUUCUACCGCGAUCGAAUGCCAUCGUCGAUAGCGACAUUAUCAGUCCGCCACCAUCGCCGCCACCUCACCAAGUCAACUGGAGCUCCCUUCCGUCCAGGAAGAAUUCCGGUUUAGUGUCCUCCAGGUCAAAAAGACAAAAUGCCAAUCAGCAGCAACAACAACAACAACAACAGCAACAGUAUCGUAUGGCGCAAGCCAAGUCCCUGGAGGAUCAAUCAUCCUCCAGAAGAUCGCAAUUCGUGCAAAGAUAUCUCGAAUCGUCCAGCUCGUCAUCAUCGUCGAUGGGAUUCCGAAGUCUUGACAGUUGUGUCACAAAACCUAUUAUGCCUAGUUUGGCAGAAAAUACAGAUUCUUCAGUGGAAGGAUAUGAAGAUGGUGAUGAAGAUGAUAAUCCUAGUUCAUCCUUAAAUCUCAGUUUGGUGUCGUCAUCAGCUCUUGCCUUGAAUUCGUCCACAGAAUCAAUUCGCGCCAACGGCGAACGAAUAUCGCCCAACAGGCAAGGGAGAAUUCAUAGAAGCCAACAGGGGCUCAGAAGAUCGCCCGGAUCCUCCGAGUCAGGAAAACAGAUGUUUAAUUCACCUUCUUCAUCGUCUUCCUCGUCCAGCAGCGAAGGACGACAAGGGCGGUCACCUACGCCUAAUCCAUUCAGACGCGGCAAUCCCUCGCGACAGCAUCAAAGCGCUAGAACCAAUCAGGUAUCGCCCGAUUCUCAUCAAUCCCGAGUUAGAAGAUCCAGGAGUCUCCAAUUACCAGAGAAAAGGUCGCCAGGAACGACGGGCCCGCAGAGAGAACACUCCCGAGAGUCAAACGAAGCACACAGAGUUGUUGUGAAAAUUGUGAAUGAUCGAGGAAGUGAUAGGUCCAAGCGCCAUGUUCUUCAGAACAGAAAAGCUCAAUCCACUGACGAUACCAUAAAUGAGAAUCUUUUCCGCGAAACGGAGAUGGUGACUGAAUAUCUGUAUGGCACGCGUAGCCGCGUCGUGCCUAGAAAUAUGAUGUCAAACCGCUAUGAACGUCGCGAUGAGAGCCAAGAGCAGAGACGAGGCAACAAUACAUAUGACGUUUACAUCAUAUCCUCCAAGCAGCAACAACAGCAAUCUUCGAAAGUAUCGAAUUCUUCACAAUCUCAACAACAGCAACAGCCACAGCAGUCGCAAUCGCAACAACAGCAACAACAACAGCAACAACAGCAACAAUCAAGGCGGCCACGGACGCUGCAGAGAGGUGCUACAACACCAAACGCGAAUGCGCCAUCCACCAAUCAAGACUUUUGUAUCAGUCCAGAUACAAAACUGCGUUGUAACAGCAGCACGUGCGACUUUUGGCCUCAUUGCUCACAAAGAGAAACCUUGUAUUCGCCAAAUCAGGCGCCACCACCAGUUUUCAUGAAGUUGUCGCAAAGUUAUCCAGCACAUCAAAGACUCUCCACCGAUGCUGGUAGUCAUCGCGGAAGUGCGAGCUCUUCACCAGCCUCUCUCGAGCGAAUGGACGAUCGGGAGCUUCGCGAGAGAGAUAACUUAAGGAAGAGCAGAAACAGCCAGCAGGGCAAAUAUCAGGAGAGGCCCAAAGUGCUCAAGCAGGCAAAUAGAUGGUCGCCGUUAGAGGGAUCUAACGGGAAUGUAGGCUCAGGAACGGAGAAGAGAGAUCAAAUGCAUCACCGAGUGUACCGGAAGCCCGAUUUCCCGGCAUCCUUCGAAAGCACCGACAGCAAGGAUAGAAGAGUGUCACCUGUUCAAGGAAUGAAUGUCAAUAGAUCGCCAAGCGGCGGCCCGAUUAUCUCUUCGUCGACGACCACCUCGUCGUCUUCGAGCAGCGAUAUUUGGAUUACCACGUCGGAUCGCACGGUGACGAAGAGUCCGCGGAAUGCAAAGAGCUCCGGUGCAUCCACGCCAAUAGAAGAUGCUGUGAUCGGUUCACUUAAGACAUUGAUGGAACCACCGAAGGACGGUACACUAUCCAGACCUGGUAGCGCGCCAACUCGGGGUGAAGAUUCGCUCACGAGCGACAUCGUCCUGGACCCUCAUCAGCGAUCCUUGUCGCUGCCCAAAUCCUUCCUGGCACACAACACGGCGGAGGGCAGGUCAACAUCCUGGCAGCGAGGACAAGAUUCUCAGCGAUCCAGUCCUAGUCCCAGCAGACUCCGUCAGGAAGCAGCUACAUCUCACACAGCCCCCGUUUCUCCUUUGCAUGACUACAGAACGAGUGGCCACGCCGGAAGGGAGAGACGACGAACUCCUGGUCUCAGCAAAGCUCAACGGCGGAUCAAAGCGUCCAGCACUCCGGCGCUUUUGGAUAGAAACCAUGACAGUCGACAAUGGUCUGGCGACGAAGAGGACGAAGGAACAAGGACAGGCCACGUGACGACCGAACAUCCCUUGGCCGAAGCUACGAUCCCUCUGGUCAGUCAUUCCAGGUUGCAAGAACCGUCUUCCGUCCUGAAUGUUGCCAAUGUGCCCACCGGCGGAAAUCAAAAUGCUGCGCAUCGCGCACAGAGCCAGCAAGAGAGCGUACUGCAGAAAUUCCGUAAGAGCUUCUCGCUGAGGUUUCACAAGAAGGGCAGUAAGGAGAGCAACGAGGAAUGUCCCAUGGAAGACAAUGAUGGCACCGGACCAUUGGAUGAGGAGGAAGGCACAGAAUCGCCUUCCGUAACCACCUCCGAGCAAAGCAGUCAAAGCCAACACAAAGACGAUUCUAGCAAUGACCAGAAAUUUCGGUUUGGCCCACUUGUUUGGAGGAGCAGCAAAGAGAGAAAAAAGGGCAACAAAGCUGCCCGAAACGCCAAAUGCAACAGCGGAGACAGCGGUAUACAAAUCGAGAUGGUAUCUGGUGGAGCGUUGACUGGGGGCAGUGGCGGUGGAGUGAUGGGGGGUGGUGACAGCUCCGAGUCCCACGAUACGGACGAUAUUCCCGACGACACUGACAGCCCUCCGGCUCUUCGCAGGCGAGUUACCGAUAAAUUGCGGCCCCAGUCCGAGCUCAUCAACCAGAUACUGAUUGACAAGUUCAAGGCGGAUCUGCAGAAUCGUGCGUCGCGGCAUAAUCAUGUGCGUCGCACGAAUAGCGAUUUAGGAGGGCAGAGAUUGCUCCAAUGGGACACCAGAUCUGGAUACGUUCAUAAUUAUCGCAGGAUGCUGUCAACUCCAUCACCGAUCAAAUCGAGACCGCCAAGGCUCAGCCCGAGACAUUCCUCCCAUGAUAUCGUUACGCUCAGAAGUAACGCGAAAGGGAGGAGUUCUCGGACAAAUUUGAGGCGAUCGCUUAGCCAGCCACUGGGAAUCAAUCAGCUUUCGCCGUUAAUGCGCGUCAAAACCGCAGGCGCGAGAUUACCCAGUGGCAACGUGCUAUCAGAGGACGAGCAGGAUGGAAGAGCCGGAACAUCAGAAGACGAUGAAAUGAUGUCUGAUUCCGAAUCCUCGAUCGCUUCCUUGACGGAUAAAAAAAAAUCAUUCGAGCAAACGAUGGAUGAGGAGAUUGUCAUGUUAGCCGAAGCCGUUUGGGAUCAUGUAGCAAUGGAGUCGGAAGAGUUGGCUUUUCGUGCUGGAGAUGUCAUCGAUGUUCUCGAUACCCUGGACAGGGAUUGGUGGUGGGGUAGCUGCAGAGGAGAGUAUGGAUGGUUUCCUGCCGCUUUUGUCAGGUUGCGCGUGAGCCAAGAGGACACGGUAGAGGAUUGUUUGGCUGCGAUGGCUUCAGGAGGAUCCUCGGGUACUCAGCUCAGAAGACGAACAAGCAUCUCCCUACUCUCAAACGAGCAAGUGAGAACUAGCGUAGUCCGCGAGCUUGUUCAGACUGAGCGCGAUUUCGUCAAGGUUCUGCGCGAUGUGGCUGAGGGUUACAUCGCGGAAUGCCGCAGGCGAACGGACAUGUUUACUGAGGAGCAAAUCGAGACGAUCUUCAUUAAUCUCGAAGAGCUCCUAGACUUUCAGUCCGAAUUCCUGAAGGACCUCGAAGAUCGCAUCGACUGGAACGCGCCGUACAAAAGCUGCGUUGGCGAAUGCUUCCUCAAUCAUAGGGCGGGUUUUCGCAUGUAUUCCGAAUACUGCAACAGCCACCCAAUGGCCACGGCAACGCUGCAAGAGCUUUAUCAACACAAUCGUUAUAGCAAAUUUUUCGAAGCUUGUCGAUUGAUGAGGGGCCUCAUAGAAAUCCCCUUGGAUGGAUAUUUAUUAACUCCCAUCCAACGAAUAUGCAAAUAUCCUCUUCAAUUGGCGGAGCUGCUGAAAUAUACGAAGACCGAUCAUCCGGAUUAUCACAAGAUCCAGGAGGCCUUGGAAGCGAUGAGAGACGUCGCUGUAUUGAUCAACGAGAGAAAAAGGCGGAUGGAAAGUUUGGAAAAGUUAGCCGCAUGGCAAUUGCGCGUAGAAGGUUGGGAGGGUGAGGAUCUCAUAGAAGUUUCGUCGCAACUUAUUUAUCAAGGUGAGGCGAUGAGAGUGAAGACCGGUAUGUGGACGAACAAUAUUACGUUAUUCCUUUUCGAUCAUCAACUGGUCUAUUGCAAGAAGGACAUUCUUAAGCGUAAUACUUACGUCUACAAAGGUCGUAUCUAUCUCGACACUAGCGAAGUCAUUGACGUGCCUGAUGGAAAAGACCUUCAAUCGGGAGUAACAGUGAGACAUUGCCUGAAGGUAUACAGCUGCGUCCGAGACAAAUGGUUACUUUUUUGUUGCCGCACAGCAGAAGAGAAACGGCGAUGGCUAGCAGCAAUGGCUGAGGAACGAAGGCUAGUAGCUCAGGAUAGAAACGAUGGAUUGGAGUUUCCAGCAGCAGCUAGGCAACUUGCCAGGCUUGCCGCCAGCAGACAGCAGAACAGGCCACCGAUCAAACCUCGCAAUAAAACAUAUAAGAGGGAGUCCGCGUACGAGAUGCCCACGACAAUGGUCGGUGGUCAAGGCACCACUAAUUCGUUGGGACGGAAAGUUGGGACAUGGUUCAUGUUUGGUAGCAGUAAGAAAAGCGCGCGGCUUCAACCGUCCUGAGACAGGCCUACCUUCGUACCGUAUAUUGACCUGUAAGCUGCAGCUAAUGACGCUGCAUCGUCCUAUCGAAAUCCUGGCGCGAGACAUCUCGAUAUGGUUGCUUCAAAACUUAAGAACCUUUUGUGAGCAGACACUCGAGAAUAUCUUUGUUAACUGAUAUUCCAAUCAGAAUAAUACUGCUCACUUUGCAACCGGUUAAAUCGUGGAAAUUAUUCUUCGUGGAUCGAUGAACGAACCACUGAUCGCUAGGACCGAGGAUGAACAGCGCCUCGUCAUAUAUACGGCACGGAGGUGUUAAUUCAUAAAUGGCUUUUGUCCUAUGAAGUAUACCUCGAAUCUUCUUCUAAGGCAGGGAAAAUAAUCGCUAUCAACCGAUCUUGAUCAUUGUCCGUGGAGAGGAAAAUAGAAGAAACUUUCAAUGAUUUUUCGUUUACUGCCUCUCUCACGAAAACAGACGUUUGUCUCUAUCAAAUGUCAUCGUCCAAUUUAAAUAUUUGCGGGCCAUCACUCGUGCGGGCCGUCGCUCGUUAUGCCUAACCAGGAUUUUGUGAGUCUUCGAAUCGGUGCUCCUCUAAUUCUUAGGUCUUAAAGCAAUGUUCGAUCAUCUUCGACGUUACGUAUAUGGCGGUGCUUAGUUUGAGAUUACACUGUCUAAAGACAGAACGUUUCGGAGAAGAAAAAUAUUUGUUACGAACUGAGAAAGAUGUAUAAUCGAUCUUGUAGAUAUUUGACGUUAAAAACUUUACAUUAAUAGUAGCGGACAUGAGGGUAGAUUAGAAAAGUAGAGAGACAUUUAGAGAAGUAGAUAGUAAAUAUAACAUAAAGUCAAUAGCGGGCUUAUGAAGUACUAAAGAGAAAGUACUAGUCAUUCUUCAUCGCGAAUUCUUGAUAAAUGCCGAUGAAAACAUGAUAUACAUAAUAUAUGAUGUAUUGUUACACACGCAAUCGCUUUUUGGGUGGUAAAGCUGGCAUGGUACGUCACACGGCUGUAUUUUUUAUGAUACCGAAAGACUGACGACCGAGAUGCUUCCUCAAGAGGAAAUCUUGAGGUUGUAAUCUUGAGAGAGAAAUGCGACAGGAGCGAUCAGAAAAUAUUUGAAUUGAAUUAAACGAGCUUCGCCUUCGUCUAAAUUAUUUGACUAUUUUGAGAAUAAUUUUUUCGACCAAUUUUAUGUACAACGAGAAUCGUUUGUAAUAACACGUUCUGCGCAAGUGUUAGCAAGUUCGAUCACGAAAUUCAUAUUGAUUCAUUUUGCGAGGAAAUUCAGCGAUACCACUUUUCUCUCAACGAAAAUAUAGAUGUAUUUUGUAGAGAAAAUCUUCAGCGAGCUAUACAAGGUAACUCUUACUGCCUAACUAAUGUUCGUUAUUUCGCGUCAUGGUAAUAUUUGUAGUAGUUUAUACGAAAUUGCGAACGGCGAAAGGACAAGGAAAAAACGAGAAGAUGAAACGCAAGAGCAAAGGAAAGAAAAAUAAAGUUUAUGUUUUCGUGGAACAACAUAGUAGCAGUAUUAUUCAUACAAACGAAAAAAGUGAUUAGUCAAGGUAUGUAAGUAUUCGCAUAUCACGCCUCUUUAUUCAACUGCGAUAUAAAGCGCCAAGAUUUUAAAAGAAAAAAAA